Chondrus crispus (carragheen) is the source of this 1491-nucleotide messenger RNA. RefSeq lists its product as hypothetical. Bases 1 to 1491 code for a protein of 496 amino acids. The transcript has a single exon. The record is from RefSeq and is a predicted model, not a curated record. Lineage: Eukaryota; Rhodophyta; Florideophyceae; Gigartinales; Gigartinaceae.
AUGGCGGAGCUGUGGGCGAUGUCUCAUCCAACCGUAGGAGUGUGUGGUAGGCUUGGAGCACUCUGGGAAAAAGUUUUGUCGAUCGGGCAAGGCGAAGUGGUUGGGAAGUCUAUCUUUAGGGCAGUUGCAUGUACGCCGCAGCAAGAAAGGAUGGCAUCUGCUGCAGUCAUAUUUCUCCGUCGACGAACCUUAGACUUGGCAAUUAUUAGCGUCGGUUCGGCAAAUGUUACGGGAACUGCUUUACCAGAGCCCCUACCUCAGGAAGUUGGUGUUGAGAUGGAGCGAUACUUUAGCUUGCUUUGGCAUGCUGCGCUGCUUGGACCAUCCGCCGAAUGCCGCACGUUCGCAAUAGAAGCGCUUGGUGGUGCAGCGGCGCUGGCCGGCGAACCUUUUCGCUGUUGUACAUACGAACGGCUGGUAGAAGUAGUACGUAUGAGGGGGUUUGGUCUGAAGAUUCCAGCGGAACAAGUCCUGAAUUGUCUUGACAUGCUAUACUUUUCGCGAGAGCGCUUUUCAGAGGCACGGGCAAAGAACAGAAUUGCUCGCGAUGGUAGCACUAGGUCCAAAUCGUGGCUUGAGUUAGUAUGGAGGCUAGCAGCAGAAUCUUCGUCUGCCGCGCAGAUAUUGUUAGGAGUGCCACCACCAACAGGGUGGCAAGCCCUGGGUCCAAGUGCCGCUGCUGAUUUGGCCAAUGCAGAAGAACGCUUCGGUGAUGUACGCGACCGCCAAGAUGAUUCAAAAUUGAAAGAUACCACUAUCGCCCUGAACAGCGCACCCGCAGGUGCGCCUCUACUCGCCAUCGAACCAGCUCAGAAUGAGCGCACCAGAAAGAUUGGGAGUGGAGGACUCGGCGAGGUCCCUCCAAGUGCCACUCAAAUCCCGUACUCCCAUCCACGAAUCGAAAGGACAAGUAGCCGUUCACGGUCGCGUUCGCGUUCGCGCUCUCGAUCACGUGAACGUCGUACAAUAGAGGACUAUGGUGAUUCUAGACGACGGUCUUCGUGGCGAGACUACGAUGAUGCGGAUCAGAAUUACGAGAGAGGGCAAAAUCGUAUAUCGGAUGAUUCUCAUACCACCAGGCGACGCAGUCGGAGCACUUCCCCAGGGUACAUACAUUCACAUCGGUCCAGAAGCAGUUUAAAACAUGACGACGCACACGUGAAUGAGGAGGCCAGUCGUCGAUCAGACUUGGGCGCCAUUCACAAUGAAGAUAUAAGUUUGUCCUCACGAAAGAGACAAGAAGAAACUGAUUAUGAAAUGGCUCUCAGACUGCAAGAACAGGAUACCAAGCCUUCCAGGGUGGUGCUUGGUGGCGGAAGUUCACACCAAGGCACAGGCGAUAGCCGUUUUAGUGGGGCUACCGAUGCUGCUGGGAGGCUGUUAUCCAAGGGGCUGCGCAGCGGAAAGAACCUUUCUGAAAAGGCGAGGAAGGCAGCUGUGAAGAGUGGAGCGAUGGAGAAGUUGGGACUUGGGAGUGGUUCAUCUAGGUGA